Molecule: messenger RNA, 3246 nt
Organism: Bacidia gigantensis
Lineage: Eukaryota; Fungi; Ascomycota; Lecanoromycetes; Lecanorales; Ramalinaceae
Exons: 2
Coding region: 1-3246 (1081 amino acids)
Biological process (GO): oligosaccharide catabolic process; mannose metabolic process
Cellular component (GO): fungal-type vacuole membrane
Molecular function (GO): carbohydrate binding; alpha-mannosidase activity
Source: RefSeq, a predicted model, not a curated record
AUGGGUGGAGACGCUUAUUCGACUGUCGCACAUGCGCAUCUGCCCCAGCGAACGACGGGUCCCGUUGGGCAGCAGCUACAUGGUAUCUACAAGAACCGCCUAGAUCAGUUCAUUGACAAUGGGGUCUACGCUUCUCAAAACCUGCGCUCGAAAUUCUAUGAAGGCAUAGCGUGCGAUGAAGACGAUAUCAAGCUGUCCGUAUGGUCAGCCCCUAACCUUGAACGACCACCAUUCGAAGAAGCCAUACCUCAUGAUUUCAAACCUACCCACGUUGGCGCCAGCUUUGGGCCUAGCUGGGCAACUCACUGGUUCAAAGUGCGGUUGAGAGUCCCGGAGUCAUUGAGAACGAAGGAGUUGUUGGAGCUGCACUGGGACGCGAAUAAUGAAGGUCUCAUCUGGAAUGAAGAAGGGGAGCCCCUUCAAGGUCUUACGGGCCUGGGUGACCGUACCCAAUGGAUACUUCCUGAUGGCUUCAGAGAUGGCAAAUAUCAUACAAUUUACAUUGAAAUGGCGUGCAACGAGAUGUUUGGAAAUGCACCCAACCACCAACCUCCAAACCCUAACAAUUACUAUGUCCUUCAUACAGCUCGAAUCGAAGCCAUCAAUGUUGAAGCCAGAAAGCUCUUUUUUGACUUCUGGAUACUGGGCGAUGCUGCGCGAGAGUUUCCAGAGGACUCGUGGCAAGAACACAAGGCCAUGCAGAUCGGCCAAAAGAUCAUGAACAAUUUCUAUACGUCGGGCGGCAGUCAGGCAUCCAUACUCGAAGGGCGCCGUAUGGCAAGUGAUUAUUUUGGGGAUGUGAACUCGGAAAACGUCUAUCAGUCAGCCGCCGAUCCUCUAAUCUACGGAAUCGGCUAUUGUCAUAUUGACACGAGCUGGCUGUGGCCAUGGUCUGAGACGAAAAGGAAGAUCGCAAGAUCCUGGUCAAAUCAAUGCGACCUUUUGGACCGGUAUCCAGAGCAUCGUUUUUGCUGUUCUCAACCUCAGCAGUUCAAGUGGCUUGAACAGCUUUACCCAAAGCUGUUCGAUAGAGUGAAGCAGAAGGUCAAAGAAGGGACAUUUCAGCCCAUUGGGGGCAGCUGGGUAGAGCAUGAUACGAACCUUCCUGGGGGUGAAUCCCUGAUCCGCCAAUUUCUUGUUGGUCAACGCUAUUUCCAGAGCCGAUUCGGCCAAAGGAGCAGAACAUUUUGGCUGCCUGAUACAUUCGGAUACUCAACCCAGAUACCCCAAUUAACGCGUCUUGCUGGAAUGAGUCGAUUCUUCACCCAGAAAUUGAGCUGGAACAAUAUCAACAACUUUCCUCACACAACAUUCAAUUGGGUAGGGCUUGAUAACAGCCAAGUACUUUGUCAUAUGGCACCUGCCGAAACCUAUACUGCUGAAGCUCACUUUGGUGAUGUCAAGCGUAGCGAAACUCAGAACAAAUCUAUGGAUCAGGACCCCAGAUCACUACUUGUGUUUGGUAAGGGUGAUGGCGGAGGAGGUCCAACUUGGGAACAUCUGGAGAAGCUACGACGCUGCCGUGGCAUAAGCGAUCAGACUGGCUUGCUGCCACGGGUUCACUUGGGCAAUUCUGUUGAAGACUAUUACGACAAACUCGAAGAAGCUGUUGCCAAUGGUACUAAGUUCGUAACGUGGUAUGGUGAACUCUAUCUUGAGUUACAUCGGGGCUGUUACACCACUCAAGCGAACAAUAAACUCAACAAUCGCAAGUCAGAAAUCAUGCUGCAUGACCUAGAGUAUCUGUCCACUAUGGCCACAAUCAAGGAUUCAUCCUACAAAUACCCGAAGAGACAGAUUGAUGACAUGUGGGAAGAUGUACUUCUAAUGCAAUUUCACGACGUGCUUCCUGGUAGCGCUAUUGAGAUGACUUAUCGUGACAGUGAUCGAUUGUACGAAAACAUUUUCGACCUAGGCCCGAAACUCAUAGACAAUGCUUUAGCCAUCUUAGGACUUAGUUCAACAGGCGGCGAGAAGUCACUCUGUUGCGUCAAUACUUUGCCAUGGCCUCGGACUGAGGUCAUUAAGAUGCCUCAGAACUUGAAGGAUUCAUGGUGUGAGUAUGCAGUCUUUGGAGGUGAUACUAUCAUGGAAUCUGCAAAACGUGAGUUUAUACAAGCAGCAGCUUCCAUCAAGGAGGAGAAAGACGGCGUAUUCAAGCUUCAGAAUGCCGACUUUGAAGUGGAAGUUGUAAAUGGUACCAUCACUUCUCUCUGGGACCGAGAUCAAAAACGUGAGAUUGUGUCCAAAGGGAGCAAGGCAAAUCAGCUCGUCAUUUUUGACGAUAAGCCUCUUCACUGGGAGGCGUGGGAUAUCGAGGUCUAUCAUCUUGAUACAAGGCAGGAAUUACCAUCCUGCUCUAGUACUAUCGCAUCGAAAAGUCCGCUACGUGUGAGUCUGGUGACUGAGACAAAGAUUAGCGAUCACAGUUGGGUGAAGACGACUAUUAGUCUGGCUGCGAGCCUCAGUGGUCAGCCUUCCUAUGUCGAGAUGGAAAGUGAAGUUGAGUGGCGUGAAACAAACAAGGCUCUCAAAGUCGAAUUCCCUGUUGAUAUUGUAAACACGGAAGCUUCUUACGAGACGCAAUUUGGAAUAACUAGGAGGCCAACUCAUUACAACACAAGCUGGGAUAUGGCCAAGUUCGAGGUAAUUUGCCAUAAAUGGGCGGACCUUUCCGAAAAUGGGUACGGGGUGUCUAUCCUGAAUGACAGCAAGUACGGGUUCGCAACCGCUGGCAACGUCAUGAGAUUGUCAUUGCUGAGGGCGCCGAAAGCUCCUGAUGCACAUGCUGAUAUGGGUCGUCAUCAUAUCCGGUACGCCAUUCUCCCACAUUCGGGGCCGUUGGAUCAUCGGACUGUCCGUACAGCUCGUAAUUUUAAUCAUACAUUACGACCUGUCGUGCGGUCAACCGAACCAUCGGCUUCAAGUUCAAAAUUUUUAUCGAGUAUCGUUUUAGAAGGUUCGAAAGCACUCAUCCUCGAUACGAUCAAACGAGGCGAGGAUGAUGAAGACGUAAGCCUUGGGGAGCUGCCCAUUCGGAAAGGCAGAAGCAUCAUCUUGAGAAUAUAUGAGAGUCUAGGUGGACGAGCAAGAGGUUUUGUUAAGCUUGAAAGGGUCCUCGGCGUGAAGAAAGUCUUCAUGACUAAUGCCCUAGAAGAUGAUGAAGGGGACUUGCAUUUGUACGAUAAUGGCUUUGGAGUUGAGCUCAGGGCGUUUGAAGUCGCCACUUAUCGUCUACAAUUGUAG